This is a messenger RNA of Adineta steineri, 1050 nucleotides long. Lineage: Eukaryota; Metazoa; Rotifera; Eurotatoria; Adinetida; Adinetidae. The record is from the annotation of a GenBank genome assembly.
AUGAACGCUGCUAUCGCACUCAUCUUCUUCGCCUGUGUUGCUGGAUCAAUGGCUACUGAAGCCCGUCAUCCAAUUGUUGACCAACUUCUUGCACAAGGACAACUUGUUAUGCAAUCAACCGUAUCUAUGCUUCAAACUCAACUCAUGAAUAUGGCUGCACAAGCUCUUGGUCAACUCACAGGUCUUAUUGCUCAACUCGGUGGUCGAUUAGACUUCAACAUCAGUGCCAUCCUUGACCAAUUCAAACCACUCCUUGCUCAAGCCGCCAGCGGUCUUCUUGGUCAACUUAUGGGUAGUCUUUCAGGACUCAUUGGUGGUCGUAUCUUCGGUGAUAUUUCAGCCAUGUUCACUGAAUUUCUUGGUCAAAUCACAACACCACUUCUUGCCAUUGGUCAAUCACUCUUAAACCAAGGUUUAUCAGCUGUUGUUGGUGAUACACUUGAAAUAGCUGCUCAAUGUGCAAUAUUAAUAGGUGAUAUACCAAGUUUUGAACGAACUCUUGCACAACUUAAACCAUUUUAUUUUGACCUUGAAGAUCGUUUACCUGAAUCACCUUAUCGUUAUCAGUUACUUGGUUUAAAUUUACUGAGUUUACUCUCACAAAAUCGUCUAGCUGAUUUUCAUACUGAAUUGGAAUUACUUCCUCCAAAAGAUAUUCAAAAUGAUAUCUAUUUAAAAUAUCCUGUUUCAUUAGAACAAUAUUUAAUGGAAGGCAGUUAUAAUAAAGUAUUUCUUGCCAAAGGAACUGUUCCAUCACCUUAUUUUACAUUCUUCAUGGAUAUUCUUCUCGAUACAAUUCGUGAUGAAAUUGCAUGUUGUAUGGAAAAAUCAUAUCGAACAAUCUCAUUUACUGAAGCAGCUCGUCUUCUCUAUUUAAAUAAAACUGAUGAAUUAGCUGCAAUAGCCAAAAAACAUGGUUGGCAAAUAAAAGCAGAUCAAAUAUUUCAUUUUGAAAAUAAUCAAAUGAAAGCAGAUAAUGAACAUGUACCUGCUGAUGAAAUUGCUUCACAAAUGAUUCAAUAUGCACGUGAAAUGGAGAUUAUCAUUUAA